Trifolium pratense (red clover) is the source of this 1617-nucleotide messenger RNA. RefSeq lists its product as uncharacterized. Gene Ontology annotation, cellular component: nucleus. The transcript is spliced from 13 exons. Gene Ontology annotation, molecular function: DNA binding. Gene Ontology annotation, biological process: DNA replication; DNA repair; DNA recombination. Bases 1 to 1617 code for a protein of 538 amino acids. The record is from RefSeq and is a predicted model, not a curated record. NCBI's taxonomy places the organism in Eukaryota, Viridiplantae, Streptophyta, Magnoliopsida, Fabales, Fabaceae.
AUGGCUAGGAAAUUCGAGAGUGUCAAAGACAUAAACGACGCGAAGGAUCUUUGGAAGAUAUCUGUGAAAGUCAAAGAAAAAUGGACUAACUUGAAGGAUGGAAAAGAGUCUAUUGAACUUCUGGUUGUGGACGACAAGGGAGAUGACAUAUAUGUGUUCAUUCCUAACGAACUACAUCAGAAAUUUGAAAAAGACAUUCUUAUAACUGUGAACAACACUUACACAAUGCAAAAUUUUCAAGUUAUCAAAAAUGAUGACCAGUUCAAAACAUCGUGCCAUGAUUACAAGUUGAGGUUCAAUGGUGGAACUUUAGUAAAAGAUGUCAAUGUCCAUCAAAUUCCUGAUGCAGUCACAAAAUAUUGUUGGAUUGGUGAUCAAAUUGGUUAUUCACAGUCUAUUGCUGGAACUAGGAAAGUUCAACAACAUUCCAAUUGCUUGCACUCUAUGGGAAACUAUGCACUUAAGUUCUUCGAUGUUCAGAAUGAAUCUAAGGGUGAACCAAUUAUUGUAUUGAUGAAAUAUGCUAAAAUCAAAAAAGAAGGAAAAUGGCCGUUGACAAUAUCAAACACAUGGAGUACCACUAAGCUUUUCAUCAAUGAAGAAGUUCCAGAGAUUGUUGAGUUCAAGAAAAUCUUACUUGCCGGUAUUGAAAGCGGUACUGUGGAUCGAUUUGCUGAAACUCCAUCACAAAUGAUGAGCCAAUCAUAUGGAAGUUCGCAGUACACACCGCAACAAAUAUUCAUGCACAAUUCUGAGAUCAUGCCUCUGAGGAAAAUGGUCCAACUACCACAGGAAACCAAAUGUGUGACUAUUGUCAACACAAUUAAGGUAAAGCCUACAAAAUAUGGUUGGUACUAUUUGACAUGCUUCAAAUGCCCUAGACAAUGCUUCGGUGAAGCUCCUCCAUAUAAAUGCGGCGAUGACCAUGAAACUGAAACAGAAAUUCUUAGGUACAAGUUGGAUGUUGAGGUUGGUGAUGGUCAGGCUAAGGCAACUUUUGUCUUCUGGGACCGCGAAUGUGAAUAUUUAAUUGGCAAAAGUGCCCUUGUGCUACGAUCUGAGAUGUUGGCGGAUGGAAUCCACGAUCCUCUUGAUUAUCCAGAAGACAUCGAUCUAAUUGUUGGGAAAACUUUGGCUGUUAAAGUUAAGUGUCAACCCAAGUGGAAAACUGGAUCAGUUAUACAAAUCAAUCAAGCAGAUGACUUUAUCAAUGAAAUUUCCUCUCAGUUUCCACCUACUGAUGCUCCUCAAGGACUGGUCAAAGUUGUUGCUAAGAAGUUAGUUAUAGAGGACAAUAGCACUGCAGAAUCUGUACCACCAAAUAUAUGUGAAGUCGAGGCUGAAGUUGAGUUGCAGCCUACUACUACUGUUGAAGAUCUUCGUGACGUUGAUGACGUUAUACCAACGAUUUCUCUGUUUGCAUCUGAUGAGAUUGAUCCACUCAUUUUUGAAAUGAAGACACCAUCAAAACGGUCAGGUAAUGACCUAACAUCUACUUCCCAAGAUGCUGAAGUUGAAGAUUUUAUUGGAGAAAAAUCAUCAUCUACAAAAUUGUUGAAAGUUGGAGGAAAUGCAGCAGGAAAGAGAGGUCUGAAAAUUCCAAAAAAGAAAAAAUGA